Molecule: messenger RNA, 1548 nt
Organism: Sordaria macrospora k-hell
Lineage: Eukaryota; Fungi; Ascomycota; Sordariomycetes; Sordariales; Sordariaceae
Source: RefSeq, a predicted model, not a curated record
AUGAACUAUAAUGGUCAGGACCAGUGGUCCCCCGGACGGGCGCACACAUUGUCAGGCUGGUCCGACACCCCAAAUCAACGUCACACUGGCCAACAGGUCGACGAGGUGGAAGAUCUUAUAGAUGAGCUUGGCGCAACAAGCAUCGGACACCAACAAGUCUAUGACCAGAAUUCAGCAUAUCACACCCAUACUUACCAACUUCCGGCAUGUCAAAGUCUUCAGCAACAUCCAUACCCACACAUGGUUUAUAAUCCCCAAUCCUUUCCCAACCAACAAUACCUAGUCUCACCAUUUUCAAACCCAGCCCACCUGACACCCGGAUACUCAAACACGGCAUUGCACGAGCAACAUACUAGUCAUGGAGCUUUAGCCCAGACUCACGCCACAGGGCACUACACUCAUAGAGCUCAAGGGAGUUACAGUGGAGAUCAAACCCAGCAGCAUGCAGGGCCAGUUUAUCAGAAUCGCGCAUCAACUUUCAUCGACAAGGGAAAGCCUGUAUAUUUAGGAAUAAGAUCCAAGAACAGGAGUACUAGUGAUGGAGGCAGAGACAAAGGUAACGGGAGAAUCAAAGCGCACGGUAGGACUAACUCAUCGAGGUCCGAAAACACCCAAGGCGAUGUCGAAAGGGACGAUCCAUUUUACUUACUGGAAACGGAGCCACAAACUACCAUCGAUGGAAGUACUGAAACCAGAAGCCAUUCGAAUGAAGACAACGGCAAGAACCCUGAAGCAGCGGAUUAUGUUACGUCGCCUCCAUCAAGAACUGCUUUAAACAGCAAUGGCCGCGGCGUUGGCAAUGGUUUCAGUGCCGACGCCUUAUCUCCGAAUUAUUCAUCAGCUACGGCUUACGGGUAUGCGAACAGCCAGCAGUCUUGGCCACAAAUGAACCUCUCGUCUACGACUGUUCCGAGCCUCCCUUCCGGCGGAAUUGAUUACAGUCUGUUGACGAAUAGGUCGAUAUCUGGACAGCUUGACCCCCGCUACAAGGUCCACCCUUCUUCAAAAUUUAGCCCUGGAUCAGUAUUCAAGGUCCUGUGGUCAGAGCCCGCUGGUGUCAAUCUCAAUGAGCUUUCAGGCGAGAUAGAGAGGGAUAGUGUACAGGACCCCAGUCAGAUUUUCUACUCGUCCAUCCGGCGUUACAUUGUAGUCGGUAAUGACGAAGGCAACUGUACCUGUGUACCUAUCUUGACAUACCUCAAAAGAGGAUGCAGCAAAGCUGGCGUGAAGCCAAGGCAACACGGCAUCGUUUAUAAUGCUGGAAGCCAGCCCCAGCUUCUGGAAGGAGAACCCCAGCUGGGUUUCAACCCGAUACAGAUCGAAAUGGCGGACUCUCCCUCCGAGACUUUGACGAUUGAGUCCCGAGUAAACUACUCAAAGCUUAUGACGAUCGAGCACAACUACAAGGUCUUCUUUAUCGGCCGAGUCACCCCCGAGGACUUCCGGGAGAUAGUCAUACCGGCGGUCGACGCUUGUUGGAACGCAAAGAACCGAGGCACGACUAGCGAUCACCAAAGACAUAUAUCGAGAGGUUCGAUUGAAAGAUAG